GUUUGGUGACAGCACACAUCUGUUAUUGUCGUUAAAUCUUGAAGAACGUCUGUUGGUUUUUGCUCCAAUCACUCGGUUUUUACUCGAAAUUUUCUGCAUAUUUUGAAAUGCUUCUUGAGGUAAAAAUUAAUAUUUUUCUUUUUUAACAAAACAUGUGUAAUAAUGUUGCAACCGCCGAGCUAUCUAACUUGUCGCGCAACUUCCUACGUGAGUGUCAAAGUGGAAACAUCCAUAGAGUGGAAACUCUCGUUGAAACAUAUGGAGUGCGCGAUUGGAGCGACUUUUGCCACUCGACAUCUGGCGAUACCGCACUACAUGUGGCGGCACGAGCUGGAAAUAUACGUAUUGUAAAAUAUCUGUGCGAGUGUUUCAAUAUGCCGCGAUUUGCAGUCAAUGUCACUAACAAAGAUAUGAAGAGACCUUUGCACGAAGCUGCACAAUUUGCACAAGAGGAAGUUUUGAGAUACUUACUGGAAAAAGGUGCAUCAGUGGAUGCUUUAAAGCGCGGUGACUGGACUCCUUUGAUGCUGGCAUGCACCAAAAACGGACCAGCAGCUUGUCAGUGCAUCAGUGCUCUUUUAGCGGCUAAUGCUAAUGCAUAUUUACGCAAUAAAGACGGCUGGACUCCGUUACUUAUCGCUUGUCGAGCUGGUGAUGAGAAUGCUAUCGAUUUAUUGUUAAAGCAUUCGCCAAAGUCCAUCGAUGAUCGAAGCAAUAAUGGUCGCAGCGCGUUACAUAUUGCCGCAUUUCAUGGCCAUGAGAGAGUGAUUAAUUUGCUCGUCGCAUCAUGUGCAAAUCUCUUGAACGUACAGGAUUCUUCAGGCUCUUCGCCGCUUCAUGAGGCGGUAAAGCACGGAAACCUGAAUGCAGCGAAAUGCAUUGUACAUCUGGGGGCUAAUGUCAGCCUUGUAGACAAUGUCGGUCAAACUAUUCUACACAUUGCUACGCUGACUGACAAUUCGGGAGCUGUUGAAUACAUUUUGGAGCACAAUUUGAUUGAUGUAAAUUGCAAAGCUUCUUUCGGGAUAACACCUCUAAUGAUAGCUCAAAGGAAUAAUCAUAAUGAUGUUAUCAAGAUUCUAAUUAGAUAUGGCGCUAAAUAAAGUUUUUAUUUGUAAAUAUUUCUUAUGUAUUACUAUAUAUUUUAAGUAUCUUCUAAUCGGCAUAUAAAUCAUAUAAGUUAAAAACGUAAGUAAUGUAAAUCAACUGUAUUCAAUGUAUUCAUCUCUUUUAGUUUAUACUCUUUUGCAUCUCUUACAUUAUAUAUAAUUAAAAUCUAUUUUUUUAUAAAUAACUUUUUCGUAAAUUUUUUAAAUAAAAAAAUCUCUUGAUAUAAUUAUUAUAAACUACGCUCGAUUCUCACCGAAAAUGUCAAUUAUUAUUUAGGUUGAAGAAAAGAUUUAGGCAGGCUGUGUUUUAUUCAGAGAUUGGUACACAUUUAUUUAUCCUUUGUUUUUUCUUGUAUCAGACAGUUUUAAAGAAGCAUACAAAAAUCAAGAAACGGAGGCUCUUAUUAGUUCGGAGAUACCUAGGCUUUACAUUCUUCUUCCUUUUCUUUAUCCUUCCUCCUCUGUUUCGUUAAACUUUCUUUUUCAGUGUGCGCAGGCAGGCGACAUAGUACAGAAAAUUCAUGCGCUUGUUGUUAAGUGUGUGCGUGCUGGACGAGACUGCGUCUCUCUUAAACUCUAGGACGCUAACAUAACAUAAAUGGCAAUUAGUAUUAACACCUUGGUAAACGACACACGAUAUCUCGCGCGUUUUUUUCAAAACUAUAUAAAAAAAAAAAAAAAUGAAAAAUACUUAGAAACAAAACCAAUAACCAAGAAACAAAAUAUAAUAUCAAUGAUUUUCAGUUAUUGAUAUAAUUUAUUUAUAAUAAUUAUAAGAAAUAUACCUGAAUUAGUAAGAAAUUGGCACGCGUCUGAGAUAUCUGUAUCGAUGAUUUCGGUUAGCGUUCUAGCGUUAAGUAUCACUUACAUCACGAAGGAAAAACGUAAAAAGUAAGAUCACAGAAUUGUACGAAUUCUAUGCGAUCGUGUGAACUCUAAAGUCAACGAUUUCGCGGCUUUCGAUUCGAGUGUUACGACGAUUUGGGAGAAGGAGAUGAUAAGGAGCGGUUUAUUAAACUUUUUCCCUCUAUUGAUAUCUCUAAAUAUCAGCAACUCUUUAAACAGUCGCAUCCAUCGUAAUGGAGGUACCAAUGAUAGGAUAAGAAUCAAAACUACCAUAAUUAUCGCGCCUACUGCAGAGACCGUUAUUUUGAUGCCCCAUGCGAUCACAAUGUUGUCGAAAAAAUAGAAGUAAAAAAGAUUUAAAGUAAUUUUCGCGCACUGAACACGUUCGUUCUCGCUAUCUUUUACUCUCUCACAGUAAAUUACAAUAUAUACAGUAUAGGACGCAAAUAUCACUUCGCAGGAGGCUCCAAAAUGUCUCGAAAUUGUUCUGAAAAGUGGUGAUAAUUCGACGGGAGAAUUUUGGCUUCGCUCAAUGCAUUUUCGUCUCUUUCACUCCGAAACGAAAGCUUAUCCGCUAAGUAUCUCACAGGACAAAGUUAGGAGACUUUUAUGGAAAAGGAGAGAGAUGAAAGAUUUGGAGAUGGAGCGAGAAAGUAAAGAAUCGUUACGAAGAAAGAAGGAACAUCGCAAUUGGAACGAUCAAUUAAUCUUUAAGGGCUGCGCUCUUACCGCAAGAAAACGGGCCAGGAUAAGGAGAAGGGAUAAAAGGAUAGUGUGAGCGGGAGAGGCGGAAGAUAUUUACAUUUAUAAAACGGCUAAGGAUAAAACAUGCACUGUACAUCGUCUGUCCGUGUCCAAUCAACGCCGUACACGUAUUUUUUCCUCGUCCUUUGAUCCUUUCUCGCGCAGCGAUACACAUGUGGACGAGUGUGUACGAUUACGUUUUGUCUUGUGCUUCUUUCUUUCUUUUCAGGUUUUAUCGAGAUAUCUGAGAUCGUAAUCCGUAAAAUCCGAGAUCCGUUAAAUUCAAUUUAAAGGUAAAACUAUAUUUGCAGCGAUCCUUUCUUAUAACAUUCGCUUUAGAAACAUAAUUUUACAAGUAAAGCAAACUAGAACAAAAUAAGAAAUCGCUGUAGAUAUAAUUUUAUACUUAAAACAGAUCUUGGAAAAAAAAGAUCGCUUUAAAUAUAACUUUAUAUUCAAAAUAAAUUCUAGCAAAGAGAGAGCACGACACACAAAAAGGAUCACUUUAAAUAUAAUUUCGCGGACUAAGACGGACUUCGCGAGUUUCGAUUCCAGCCGUCUCGUUUAUCCUUCCGUCAGUCGACCUACUUUAGUAGAGUUCGUUAUAAAUAUCCAACGAUUACUUGGGCUCUUUAAUAUUUUACUUCCUUCGCUUAUUUACACAUUAACUAAUACGCGUUGAGACUUAAAUUAAGAUUCGCCUUGCGCGUCCUCCACGCCACGUCACCGAUAAUAAUAGCUCGUAAUAGCUUCGCUACUUACUAAGUAAACUCGCUUAGCCUAAGGUAUGCUUUAUUUCCGCAUCUUCUAUCGGUCAUUAUCUCCGAGUCUCUCGCAUCCUCUCAGCUCUCUCGAUCUUUCGCGCUCGCGCUCCACUUUACAAGUAUUCAACAUGUACAAAGCCUUAUUUACAUUAUGUACAUACGGUUCUCGCAUUCGGAGUCAUUCGUAACAUUGAUAACGCUUCGCGUGUCCCCGUGUAAUGUCCGUUUCGUGCACGCGAUUAAACUUUAGUCGGGAAAAUCGAGACGCCGCAGUCGGGACACUUCGAACAAGGACACGUCCGAUCUCAUUCUCAUCAUCGCACAUUUCCGAUUAAACACGACUGUGCUUGUCGCGGACCCAGCGCUAAGUACGGAUGUUUGAUUUUCUUUCUCGAUUCGUCGUGUAGUGCUAAAGAUGCGUCGAGAAUACGGACUACUGGUCUCGUCUAAUACACUGAUCGACUUUCGAACCCGUGACAGCCAUUUCUCUCUUUUUAGGCUCGCACAAAUGUCAAACGGAUGGAAUGUGAAUGCUUGCAACAAUUAUUUGGCAAUUAGAUGUUAUACGGCUGAGGGUCGUACAGUUUUCGAUCGUAGAAAAUUAUACAUAAGCUAGCUUUUUCGAGAUGUAAUUAUGCUCACUGGUAAAUUAAUCAUGGCGAAACUUAAACUCUAAGGAGCUCGUAGUCUCGAUUCAAUCGCGGUUUAAAAAAAAAGAAUAGCUCUGACAAUGAAAUGGCAUCGAAUCAAAUACCUACUCGAUUCAUGAAUGUAUGUCGACGAUCUUAAUUAUAUAUUACGAUUUAUUUCUCUACAAUAUUCAUGUUAUAUAAUGCGAUAUAAUUUUCAGAGGCGACUAUUCUGAUAUCCGAAAUCAUUAGAUGCUUUGUUUUUGCUAGGAUAUAACUGAUUAAUAAUUUUCAUAAAUUUCAUUUUUUAUUUUAGAGACUUUAUCUUUAUUGAAUGAGAUGAUUAUGUUAAAUUCUUUCGAGAGUUAAAUCAUUUAUUAUAUUAAUCAAUUAUUAUAUUAUUUUUUUAUAAAUCAAUACGUAAUAAUAGUCGCCUCUUAUAUCAUUAAGGAUAAAAUAUAUAUUUUGAUCAUUCCAAUUAGUCAGAUGCGGAGAGUGGGGGUUACAGAAGUCCUAUAGGUAUAAUAUCUUUACAAAUAACUUUUACAUAAUUGACAAAUCAAUGUCUGUAAAGGUCACCAAUAUGCUGAAAUUUUUCAUCUUGUAGUUACUUUGAAAAAUCAUCGACACAUGUUUCGAAAACACCAGAAUGAGCAAUAAUAUAUUAGUCUGCUCGAGACAUAUUUAUACACACUUAAUAUAGCUGGUACCUUUAACGCAAUUAUCACUAUUACAAUUCUCCUAUAUGCGUGUUUCACACGAGCAAAAAAUAAAUCAAACAAUCACGAAGUCGUGACAAAGCGGACAAAAAUACGUUGAAUCUAUUAUCUUGCUAAUUUUUUCAUUAUUAAUUAAAUUAUUUUUAAUUCUUCGAAUUAAGUAAACGAGAUCUUCGAAUCAAUUAAUAAAAUCUGUUCUAGUUAUUUGUUAUACUUUAUUACAAAUUAAAAAAAUAGUCGUUGCAAAAUAAGAUGUAUACAAUAAACGGAAUAAACGAUUCAUAAGCGAGUAUAAACACGUUUUUCACAAAAAAAUAUUUGAAAUGUUCAAGUAUUAAUUAUAUAGUUAAUUCAAUGUAGUUUCAUCCACAAUGUACCGUAUUAAGAAGACUAUCAAAGUUCACUUUCAAUACUCUUCUUGCCGUCAGAACAUUGCCCGACAAAGAUUCUCAUGAUUUCUGUCAAUGAGGGCGACGAGGGGUGGUUAGAGAACACAACAAACCUCCACUCGACACAGUUUCCGCUCGCGAUAUAAAAAACACUCGCGGAUGAUAAAAAAUAAAUAGCGCGCGCGCGGAAUCUUUUAGUUACACGGUUAGCUUAACUCACGCGUUCUCUCACGUACAUACACGAGUUUUUGUUUUAAAAAAUAGUAAAAAACAGUGACUAAGUAUUUUCGCGCAUUUUUCCACAUCGUUCGGGAAAUCCGCUUAUAUCACUAGUAUUUACCUGCCCACGUACGAUUCAUGGGCCCUUCUUGACGUUCCUCUCUCGCUUUCUCUCUUUCUCUCCCUCUCUCUCUUUUUCUCUCGCCACAAUAAUAAUAUAUUGUUAUUGUAUACAUACAUAUACAUACAUAUAUAUAUAUAUAUAUAUAUAUAUAUAUAUAUAUAUA
This is a messenger RNA of Cataglyphis hispanica, 5706 nucleotides long. Its product is annotated as ankyrin repeat domain-containing protein 16-like. Gene Ontology annotation, biological process: positive regulation of transcription by RNA polymerase II. Bases 153 to 1103 code for a protein of 316 amino acids. The record is from RefSeq and is a predicted model, not a curated record. Lineage: Eukaryota; Metazoa; Arthropoda; Insecta; Hymenoptera; Formicidae. The transcript has 3 exons. Gene Ontology annotation, molecular function: transcription cis-regulatory region binding; protein binding. Gene Ontology annotation, cellular component: nucleus.